Molecule: messenger RNA, 2586 nt
Organism: Folsomia candida
Lineage: Eukaryota; Metazoa; Arthropoda; Collembola; Entomobryomorpha; Isotomidae
Exons: 13
Coding region: 1-2586 (861 amino acids)
Biological process (GO): positive regulation of kinase activity; protein phosphorylation; cell surface receptor protein tyrosine kinase signaling pathway
Cellular component (GO): signaling receptor complex
Molecular function (GO): transmembrane receptor protein tyrosine kinase activity; ATP binding
Source: RefSeq, a predicted model, not a curated record
AUGUCCGUCCCCUCAAAUUCGACCGAAGUUUGGUUCGGAAAUGACACUUUCAGAAUUCUUCAAAAUAUGGAUCUUGGCAUUAACCUCACGUGCGAAUCUCGCUACCCCAUCCAGUGGGUGGAAACGUACGAUAAGGAAUCGGAUGGGUUGGGAGGGGUGAGACCUGCGAGCCUGGUGAAAGGCUUGUGGAACGAGGUGGUCGAGGGGGCGGAGGACGAAACCUGGUCUUAUCGCACAGUUUUCUCCUCCCAAUUCUCCGGCUCAGUCUGUUCCGUCUCGAACUACACUUGCCAAGCUGUCGACGACCUCUGUCUCCGGACAAAUGUGAUCCUACACCUUGACCAGGCGACGGAUCUUGUCAACAUGCAUCUCACUCAAGGCCCCAAUCGCGACGAUGAGUUACAGAGAAGGACGGAAGUUGGGAAGGAAGACGAAUGCGCUGCCAUUGUUUCCUAUUGGCUCCACCCAAUGAAACCCCACUACGGGUGGAAAUGUGAGAUCGCUUCCUCCGGAAAAAUUAUUACUGAUAGAAAUCAGUUCCUAAUUUGCGACUCCGCCGCACAUUGCAACACAUUCUAUCGCCAUCAGAGAAUGGUGCGCCUAUGCAUAUUUCACCCUAAAUAUUUUGUUGCAGUGCCUAAAAGUAAUGACGCCCUUAAUUCGUUAAAACAGGGGACCAAGUGCCUGAGGAGGGUCGCAGAUUGCUACUACUACUGUGCUUACACUAACGACAACUCGUACAAACCUGGGUUCGUCACGUGUCGAGACCAAGGAAUCCUUCUCGCCCAGCACUACUUCUACUCCGUUCCACAAACCCCCCACGAAACUCCAGAGAUUUAUUUCGACUGGAGCGAGGCUGACCCACAGAAAAUGUUGGUGAUCGAACCAUUAAGCAAUGAGACCUAUCUGAUGGACACGGUCACCGUGUUUUGUCAACUUUCACGCUACUACUUUGCAUAUGGACAUCGCUUUGCAGUUGGCAGUGAGAAUGGCAGUGUUGACUACAAAAUGGCUGUGGACGGGGAAUACGUGGAAGUUUACAACACGAAUCGGAUAAAUCUUACAAUCGAGCUGACAACUCUGGGCGCAGUGGACGUGUACUGCUUAGCUCCGGUGUGGAACAGCACUGAUUGGGUCAACCAGUCCAUUUCAAUUAACGUCCUCCCAGAUCCGGAGCCUCCCAGCUUUGCUUUCACUGAGGACGAAGAAGAGACUUUGGUGUGGUUCACUGGUGACUCCAAUAAGUCGAUAAUAUGUCGAGGUCAGGGGAAACCUUCGCCAGUCGUCCGUUGGAGCGACGUCGUUCCUGGCUCAAAAUAUGUUGAAAAUUCUGUCGACAAAACCACCACUGAAAUAGAAUUUCCAAUUGUGAGCGACGAAGUUGAGGGGGAAUAUGUCUGCGAAGCGGAAAACUUUCUCAAAAUUUCUCGCAAAACUUUUAGAGUGGUCGUUAUCGACCCAUUCAAAUUGGUGGUGAAAACGGUGUCAAUCGUGGCCUCGUGUGUUUUGAUGCUGUGCCUGGUCGUCAUGUUCCUCUGCUGGAAGACGAUUAGAGACCAGCGGAAGCAAAUUCGGCUGCUGAGUGAGGCUGAGAUUAAAGAAUUUCUGGAAGGGAACAUUGAAGCUGUUCAGUCGAAUGACUACUUGGACACCUCCGACUUGAUCCAGUCUCUUCCAUACAAUCCCAAGUUUGAGAUCCCGAAAGAAAUGAUCCACAUCGAUCAAUCGAAAGUGCUGGGAAGUGGGAAUUUUGGACAAGUUUUAAAAGGUUCGAUCCAGUUGUUGGACAGUCAGAAUGGGAGCCGCUCAAUGAAGACAGCGCUCAAGGGGAUGAACUCGAUUGACGUGGCGGUAAAAACGGUGAAGCACAACAUGGAAGUCCUCUACUUCAAAACUCUGCUGUCCGAAGUCAAAAUCAUGGCCUACAUUGGCAGCCAUCCCAAUAUUUGCAGCUUGGUGGGAGCUUGCACGCAAAAUAUUAGGAAACGUGAAAUCUUCAUCGCAGUGGAAUUUUGUACGAAUGGUUCACUUGAGCAUUACUUGAGAAAGCAGAGACCAGUUUUUAUAAAUCUGGUCAAGAAUGACGCCAUUGUACCCCAAGAGCCCAAACAAAGAAAUCCAUACGAGAACGUGGAUGCUGAAUAUGGAGGAGCAGACAUGACAAACAAUAAAUUAACGCCGAUAACCACACAAAAUCUCAUAAAAUGGUCUCGAGAAAUAGCGAACGGGAUGGAAUUCUUGGGAAGCAAAAAAAUUAUUCACGGAGAUCUUGCAACUCGAAAUGUUUUUCUCUCGGAUGAACUAGUAGUUAAAAUUGGUGACUUUGGCCUAUCACGCCAGCUUUUGAAUUACUCGAAUUACAUAAAGAAUCAAGAGGUAAAUGCAUGUGGUCAUCACAAAUGCAAAUUUUGUAGUCAGUAUAGUGUUUGGAUUACUAACCUGGACUGUCAUAUCGCCGACAAGUUUGUGGUCCCUAGGACUUUUUUCACCCUAAACUGUUUUACAAAAGGCUUCAAAAUUCAACUCCCCGCCAAAGAUAUUCAACCGCGAAUUCGUCAAAACCAUGUCCUAACGCCUUUUGUAUGA